Messenger RNA from Spinacia oleracea (spinach), 1287 nucleotides. RefSeq lists its product as uncharacterized. The transcript is spliced from 3 exons. Bases 1 to 1287 code for a protein of 428 amino acids. Lineage: Eukaryota; Viridiplantae; Streptophyta; Magnoliopsida; Caryophyllales; Amaranthaceae. The record is from RefSeq and is a predicted model, not a curated record.
AUGCGUCGCUUUAAUGUCAAAUGGUUUGAGACUUGGAGACCUUGGCUUGAGUAUAGUGUUUCAAAGAACAAGGCUUUUUGUUUCAUUUGUUACUUGUUCAAGAGUGAAGAUACUGCUGGAGGUGAUGCUUUUGUUAAUGAGGGAUUUUGUGCUUGGAAUAAAACUGAAGCCUUCAAGAGUCAUGUGGGUUUGCACAUGAGUGCUCACAAUAAUGCUAUGCUUGCUAUGGAGACAUUCAAAAGUAAAAAGGCUUCCAUUACUAGCGCUUUGUCUAAUCAAUCGGAUUGCCUCUACGUGGUCAUGAUGGGAAAAAAAACUUCAUUGAGUAGGGGUAAGUAUUAUUCAUUGUUGACACUCCUUUCCGCUCACGAUCCUGAUUAUGCUAAAGUGGUUCUCAAGUCGGCCCCUGGUAAUUGUCAACUCACAUCUCCUGAAAUCCAGAAGGAUAUCAUCAAUUCUUGUUCCAAAGAGACAACUAAAUCAAUCCUUGAAGAACUUGGUAAAGGUUUUUUUUCUAUUCUUGCCGAUGAGUCUGCCGAUAUUUCUGAUAAAGAGCAAAUGGCUCUUUGUUUGAGGUAUGUCAACAAAAAGGGAGAAAUAUGUGAACGUUUCAUUGGUAUUGUGCAUGUUCUUGAUACUACUUCCUUGACUCUUAAAGCGGCUAUUGAGUCUUUACUUAUGGAGUAUUCUUUGUCCCUCUCUAGAGUUCGGGAUCAAGGUUAUGAUGGUGCUAGCAAUAUGCAAGGUUCAAUCAAUGGACUUAAAACUUUAAUAUUGAAUGAAUCUCCUUGUGCAUACUUUGUUCAUUGUUUUUCUCAUCAAUUACAAUUGACACAAGUUGCUCUUGCUAAGAAGAAUAUCGAUUGUGCUUGGCUAUUUGUUGAUGUCCUUUCUCCCUUGUUAAAUUUUGUGGGUGGUUCACCAAAAAAGAAAGAAUUUCUUCGAAAGAUACAAGCUCAACAUGUUGUGGAUGCACUUUCCUCAGAUGAUCUUGAAACGGGAACAGGUUUGAAUCAAGAACUUGGCUUAGGUAGACCUUGUGACACUCGUUGGGGGUCUCACUUUAAAACAAUCUUGAAUGUGCUUGAUUUUAUAUUUGGAAUUACAAAUGAGUUAAAUAAGGCUUUGCAGAAGCAUGAUCAAUAUAUUGUAAAUGCAAUGACCAUGGUUGAUGUAACAAAGUGCAAUUUGCAAAAGAUGAGAGAUAAUGGAUGGGACUCUCACAUGGAGAAAGUUACUUCAUUUGUGGCUAAGUAUGACAUCCAGUUUCCAGAUAUGGAGGUGUGA